AUGCCAUCUGAUUUAGCAUUUCCUACAAGAGAACAAAUUGCAUCGACCUACAAGAAGGAUCGCCUUUAUAGGGAAGGAAAUGGGUUUUUCAUGUAUGUCAGGUGUGGAGGAUGCAGGCACACGACAUGCUGUUAUUCGCACUCCCAGACAAACAUCUCAUGCCCUGGGUGCGGGGAUAUAAUUCUGACAUCCUCUGGAGGCCGUGCCGUUGUGUCUCCAAACUGUGAGUUCAAGAGGAUCGUAAGGAACAUUGAUUAA
Encephalitozoon romaleae SJ-2008 is the source of this 258-nucleotide messenger RNA. RefSeq names its product 40S ribosomal protein S27. NCBI's taxonomy places the organism in Eukaryota, Fungi, Microsporidia, Unikaryonidae. The record is from RefSeq and is a predicted model, not a curated record. Gene Ontology annotation, biological process: ribosomal small subunit assembly; translation. Gene Ontology annotation, molecular function: structural constituent of ribosome; RNA binding. The transcript has a single exon. The coding region runs from base 1 to 258 and encodes 85 amino acids. Gene Ontology annotation, cellular component: ribosome; cytosolic small ribosomal subunit.